GGUUAAGUAGCGUUUUUAGGUUAGCAAUUAUAAUUGAGUUAAUUAAUUAAUUAAAAUGAGUACAGCAAAAAUAAGUGAAAUCAAAAAACAUUUUGUAACAAAUAACAAAAUACGUGAAUAUCCAGCACAUCAAGCAAAAGUGCAUUCUGUAGGCUGGAGCUGCGAUGGAAGGAGACUCGCCUCGGGCUCCUUUGAUAAAUCUGUUUCGAUUUUUACAUUGGAUAAGGAUAGAUUGACAAAGGAGCAUCUUUUCCGGGGGCACACUGGUUCAGUGGAUCAACUAUGUUGGCAUGCAAGUCAACCCGAUUUAUUGAGUACUGCAAGUGGUGAUAAAUCCGUUAGAAUUUGGGAUGCGAGGGUAGCAAAAUGUGCAGCGACAAUAAAUACAAAAGGUGAAAAUAUAAAUAUAACAUGGUCACCUGAUGGAAAUACAAUAGCUGUUGGUAAUAAAGAAGAUUUAGUUACUUUUAUCGAUACCAAAACACAUAAAAUACUUGCGGAAGAACAAUAUAACUUUGAGGUCAAUGAAAUCUCAUGGAACAACAGCAGCAAUUUAUUCUUCCUCACCAAUGGCCAAGGGUGCAUUCAUGUAAUGAGUUAUCCGAAGCUGGAAUUACUGCAUGUAUUAAAAGCACAUCCAGCAACUUGCAUUUGCAUCGAAUUCGAUCCAACUGGAAGAUAUUUUGCAACAGGAUCAGCAGAUGCCUUAGUUUCUUUGUGGGAUGCAGAACAUUUGGCAUGUGUUAGGAUGUUUUCCAGAUUGGAGUGGCCAGUGAGGACGAUAUCGUUUAGCCAUGAUGGACAGUUGUUGGCUUCUGCUUCGGAGGAUUUGUUGAUAGAUAUUGGACAUACAGAAACAGGUGAAAAGAUAGCGGACAUCUCCGUGGACGCGGCCACGUUUACUGUUGCCUGGCAUCCGAAACAAUAUUUAUUAGCAUACGCCUGCGACGACAAAGACAUGUCGAGUACGUACGACAGAAAACGAGAUGCAGGAACAUUGAAAGUUUGGGGCUUUCCCAACGACACAUCGAAAUCUGAUAAAUAGAAAUUAAGUUAAGGGUACAUUGUUUGUAAGUUUUGUAAAUUAAAUUUUAUUUAAGUUCUAAGUUUUAUUAUAAAAUAUAUUGC
This is a messenger RNA of Ctenocephalides felis (cat flea), 1128 nucleotides long. Its product is annotated as THO complex subunit 3-like. The transcript has 5 exons. Gene Ontology annotation, cellular component: THO complex part of transcription export complex. NCBI's taxonomy places the organism in Eukaryota, Metazoa, Arthropoda, Insecta, Siphonaptera, Pulicidae. Gene Ontology annotation, molecular function: protein binding. Gene Ontology annotation, biological process: mRNA export from nucleus. The record is from RefSeq and is a predicted model, not a curated record. The coding region runs from base 56 to 1045 and encodes 329 amino acids.